This is a messenger RNA of Daucus carota subsp. sativus, 1031 nucleotides long. Its product is annotated as non-specific lipid transfer protein GPI-anchored 25. The coding region runs from base 1 to 780 and encodes 259 amino acids. NCBI's taxonomy places the organism in Eukaryota, Viridiplantae, Streptophyta, Magnoliopsida, Apiales, Apiaceae. The transcript is spliced from 4 exons. The record is from RefSeq and is a predicted model, not a curated record.
AUGAAAUCACAAAUCACUCUCCUUCUCAUCUUCUCAUCUCUCCUCCUCGUCUCCGCCGCACCGCCACCACCACAAACUAUCCGAUCACCACCACCGCCACCACCACGACCUCUCCAAUCACCACCGCCGCCACCACGACGUCGUCUCCGAUCACCGCCACCUCCAUUACCACCAGCACGUCCACCGCCUCCUCCACCAGCUCUCGGAUGCACCACGCAAGUCCUCGCUUUCUCCGUUUGCCUCCCGUACAUCUCUGAUCCACCUAACAACCUCACUACCUCGCCUUCGCCUCUCUGCUGCAACGCCUACGACUCCGCGUUUCGUGCUGGUGAAGCUAAUUGCCUCUGUUACCUGGCGCGUACUGCUAUGAUGUUUGGAUUUCCGGUUAAUACUAUAAAGAUGUACUCGCUGUCGUCGUUUUGUCCGUUGAGUGAUAGUGGAUCGGAAGGACUCGGAACUCUUCAGUCUAUUUGCUCAGUGUCAGCUGCACUUCCUCCUCUCAGCAGCACACCAGGGUCAGGGUUUUCCACACCUCACAAUUUUGAUAUUGGGAAUUCUCUGCCUCCCAUUACCUCGUCACUGCCAAAACCUGAUGGUGGUCUAUCCCCACCAGAACCUGCUGACCAAGGACCCUCCGAAACUACCACACCAGUGAUUUCUUACAAUGUGUCAUCUGCAUCAGAACAGCUUUCUAAGACCCUCAUUUGCAUAAUAUCACAUACUCUAAUCCUUGCUGUGUCCAUGUUAUACCGCCUUUACCACUGCACCUUCAGUUCUUAGUGCCUCUUUGGGUUGGUAAACACAAUCUGCAAUGGCAGCAGGGUGAUGAAAUUUGUUUUGAAGUCAUUUGAGAAACCACAUGUGGUGCAAACAAGAGUACUGUGAAUGUAAUUGACGACCACAUUGAUAAAUGUUCAGUGUUGCAGUUAUAUGUGUAUAUAUGGUUUACUUCACCCAUUAUUUUUUAUUAAAAUUACUUGUGUCUUGUUACUCUUCUCUAUUUUCUCUCUGCAAGUAUGCAAACUUCUGGA